AUGCCGCCGAGGCGUGCCAAAUUAAAGAGACCGAAAAAACGGGGAAAGUGUGCGCUGCCCUCGAGGCCGGCGGGUUGGGUGAGAAGGGUGGAGGGAGUUCGGCCGCACGUCCCAGUCAAGAAGGAAUGUGGCCACGCUUUAAGCGCUGCUCAGCUCCCCCUUCCUUCGCCGCUUCGAACUCUGUCACCGUCGAAACCCGAAGGGGAUUGAAGCCGGCCCCGACCUACUUAAUAUUAGGUGUUACAGACAUUUGCGCGACGACUUUCAAACGAGUUUUGUUUCGAGGACUCGAGUGUCUAGGCCCUGUUAAUGUCGUCUUUGCAUCGAUCUCGAGUUGUGCAAACACGUACUUUACGCUUCCAUGUUUGUCGUUUAUCAUAUACUUUUAAACCCUUCCUUUCACUCACUUGGCCCUUGUGUUUACUCUCGUUUUGUUUCAGGUGGCGCUCAUGAAAUUGGCACAGGCGGCGACACUGACAUUCUGCCUUUUCGUGUUCGGAUGCGCCGGAUCCAUCUUAGCCCAGGUAACCAGAGAAAACCCAUUCACCAAACGAUUCCAAAAUGCCAGAUGUUCUUUUGACAUACGUUAAAUUCGAUUCUAAUUAAUGCCUAAAGUGUAACAGACUAUUCAAUUAAUCCGGUUCUUCUAAUUGGCUUGUGUUUAUAGGAGACCCUCUCCUGCGGUCAGGCCUCGUAUCAAGUCAACUUUGAGCCCGCCAAGCCUCAAGUCGCCUCAGGUCCCGCCAAAUACACCUUUUAUCCUAUUGAACUGUUGUUCGGGGCCAAUGUUCAGAUAUGUAAUCUGACCUCUCCUAAUCCGCCCCUGGGUGAGGGAAAGACCGCAACCAUCAAUGGUCUCGAGACUCGCUUCAUCAUCACAUAUUGCGAGAGUUGUUCGAGAUGUAUCAGCAAACUGCCAAUUCUCCACAAGAUGGCUACUCAAGUGGCUACUGACGCUGGUCUGACUUCGAUGCUCAUCAUUGUCCGCAACUCCUUCCAAGGCGUCAAACUAGACAACACUAAUGUGAAGUUUGUGCAAAUGGAUGAGGAACCAGAAGUGAGUAAUGUCUGCGAGCUGGUGGAUUCGGUAGACAGUGAUGCCCUAAGGUCUUUUUCGAAGACUUCUGUCCUUUUCGUGAGCAUAUCUUUCAUUAUUCUGAUGGUAAUCUCAUUGGCGUGGUUGGUUUUUUAUUAUGUGCAACGCUUCCGUUAUGCCCACGCUAAAGAUCGGCUUCAACGGAGACUUUUUAAUGCAGCUAAGAAGGCACUGACACAUAUCCCCACCAAGCCCGUCAAAGCUGGCGAUAAGGAAUUGGACUCUGAUUGCCCUGUUUGCAUCGAUCCCUAUCGAGCUGGGGAUAUCGUUCGUAUGUUACCUUGCCGGUAGGUUUCCUUUUUCUCACAAUUUUAAUAAUUUAACGUUUCCCCUGUUAUACGCAACCAUUUCAGACAUGUCUUUCACAAAACUUGCGUGGAUCCAUGGCUCUUAGAGCACCGCACCUGUCCGAUGUGUAAGAGUGACAUCCUCAAAGCAUUCGGUUAUCACGUGAACGUGAGCAGUCGAAGGCGGACACAGUUCUCGGCUCCGAAUGAUGACCAGCAUGUUGUUCAUGUCGCAAAUGAGGAUCGUCUGAGUGUGGACGCCAACUCAACCACCAGUGAAUCGAAUGCGUAUCCCUUCCCGGUAGUCACAGAGAUCCAUGAUCCAUUCAGUUUCACACCUUCGACUUCACCUCAGUUAGUUCAAGUCAUGCAUGCCACGAAUGCCCGAGGAUUCUCGAUCAUUCCUUUGACGGUGCACAGUGCAAAUGCAACCACAAAUGGGCCAAAUUACACUACAGUAAAUGCCACUGUUGAAAGACAUGUCCCCUCGUUCAGUUCGCCAGUUUGUAAAAGUGAGUACUCUUACAACAAGUUCUGAAUAUUACAAUUACGGCUCUGGGCGUAAUUAUUAUAAAACACUUAAUUAUUAUGCACUCGUAAACUCUAAACUCAUAAUUAUAGGUGAAGCCAACUCCUCCACAUGCAAUACGGGUCGUCAGUUGCGCAACUCGAGCUCUGCCAAACGAAAUCGAGGCCACUUUGUGAACCUUGUCCAUGUCAGAUCUCGCUCUUUAAGUCAUUCCCAAGUCCCUGAUCAACUGGAAUCUGUAGUGCCCGAAGCAGUUCAACCUCAACGACCAACAGCACUCUUUCGGACAGGUCGCGGAGGCACAGACAUCGAGAAACAAACAGAGGAAUCCCCUCAAAUCAUGAGCCCUCCGUCUCCAGCGCCAGUUUCCCUUCCAAACAUUGACCUAAGCUCACCUCCAGAUCAAAUAUUGGUGCAUAAAAAGUAUUCCCCAGCCGCCGCUCAUGUGAAACAUGCCAUGGUACAAUCAGCAAAGAUUAGGCCACAGACAACGGGCGGGGUGGGGGUCAGGAGACUGUCUGGAGAACCCAAUUUGAACACGCCUUCCUCACCCACGGGCUCCUUUCACGACGCUCCUGAUUCCAAACCCAUCCAGAAAGACGGGAUAAGUGUAGAAUCUCUUUAA
Messenger RNA from Bursaphelenchus xylophilus (pine wood nematode), 2537 nucleotides. The record is from the annotation of a GenBank genome assembly. NCBI's taxonomy places the organism in Eukaryota, Metazoa, Nematoda, Chromadorea, Rhabditida, Aphelenchoididae.